This is a messenger RNA of Phoenix dactylifera (date palm), 1805 nucleotides long. RefSeq names its product 26S proteasome non-ATPase regulatory subunit 11 homolog. The record is from RefSeq and is a predicted model, not a curated record. Lineage: Eukaryota; Viridiplantae; Streptophyta; Magnoliopsida; Arecales; Arecaceae. Gene Ontology annotation, molecular function: protein binding.
AAUAGUUGGAUUGGAUGAAAGCAACUCGAGUUUAUCUGGACUAGCAUUUCGCAGAAUUAAAUGGAUUCUGUUUGGAUGAAAUUGACCAUGUCUGACGAGAGCUAGGGUAAAUUGAUCAUUUGAGUGGUGGUCUGGUUUAUUGCGGUUCUGUUAGACAAGGCAGAUGCUUAUCACUGAAGCAGGCUCUUGAACAAUAUUGUAGAUCUUUUGCUGAUAUAGGUUGAUUGUAAAGAAUUACUCUUUUCAUUAUUGUGUUGAAAGACACAAUGACAUAUACAGACCUUUCCAAGAAUUGAUUCCUCGGUAGUUGCAAUGUCUUCAGCAAUGCAAACAUCAUAUCUUCCUGCUACCACUGAUUCAAUAGCACAGGCCCUAGAGGCAAAAGAUCCUUCUGAGUCUAUUUCUAUUCUCUACCGUGUUCUUGAAAACCCUUCAUCUUCCCCAGAAGCAUUGCGUAUUAAAGAGCAGGCAAUUUCAAAUCUCACAGAACUACUCCCACAAGAAAAGAAGGCCGAAGAGUUGAGAACUCUUCUGACCCAACUCAGACCCUUCUUCUCUUUAAUUCCCAAGGCAAAAACUGCAAAAAUUGUGAGAGGGAUCAUUGAUGCAGUUGUCAAGAUACCAGGAACCUCCGAUCUGCAAAUCUCUCUCUGCAAGGAGAUGGUGGAAUGGACCCGUGCAGAGAAGCGUACAUUUCUCAGGCAACGAGUUGAGGCAAGGCUUGCAGCUCUCUUAAUGGAAAACAAAGAAUAUUCCGAAGCUUUAACUCUUCUUACUGGCCUGAUUAAGGAGGUUAGAAGAUUGGAUGAUAAACUACUUCUGGUGGACAUUGAUCUUUUGGAGAGCAAGCUUCAUUUUUCACUGAGAAAUUUGCCAAAAGCCAAAGCUGCAUUAACUGCUGCAAGAACAGCUGCUAAUGCCAUUUAUGUUCCUCCGGCACAGCAGGGCACAAUAGAUCUUCAGAGUGGGAUACUUCAUGCGGAAGAGAAGGAUUAUAAAACUGCGUACAGUUACUUCUUUGAAGCAUUUGAAGCUUUCAAUGCACUCGAGGAUCCUCGUGCAGUUUUUAGCCUUAAAUACAUGCUGCUGUGCAAGAUAAUGGUUAACCAGGCUGAUGACGUUGCAGGCAUUAUCUCUUCCAAGGCUGGUUUGCAUUAUGUGGGUCCUGAUUUGGAUGCUAUGAAAGCUGUUGCUGAUGCACACUCGAAACGAUCGCUAAAACUCUUUGAAACUGCUCUCCGAGAUUACAGGGCUCAGUUGGAGGAAGACCCAAUUGUUCACAGACAUCUAUCAUCUCUAUAUGAUACCCUCUUGGAGCAGAAUCUGUGCAGGUUGAUCGAGCCGUACUCGAGUGUGGAGAUUGAACAUGUUGCAAAGAUGAUUGAGUUGCCCGUGGAUCAUGUGGAGAAGAAGCUUUCUCAGAUGAUACUUGACAAGAAGUUUGCAGGGACUCUUGAUCAGGGUGCUGGUUGCCUGAUCAUCUUCGAAGAUCCAAAGUCUGAUGCUAUUUUUCCCGCGACACUUGAAACAAUUGCCAACAUUGGCAAGGUCGUGGACAGCCUUUACGUGAGGUCAGCUCGGAUCAUGGCCUGAGCUUUGGUGUUUCCCUCUUUCUCAGACCACUUUGUCUUUCAGGCUUUCUUAGUUAACACAUGAAACCCUAAUGGAUGAUUGAUAUUUGGUUUCUUUUAGCUUUUCCUUGUUUGGUUUCGUAAUUGCUCAUUAUGUUCUCUUAAAGAUGGUUAUCCUUUAUGUUUGUUUGUGAUGUGCUGUGAAAUGCAAACUCUAGAUAUAUGAACUGAGAA